CAAACCCACCCUGCAACUUCCUUCGACAAAACACACCCCCCGACUUCUGCCACGUCGCGACGCUCCUACAACCCGGCUCGACACCGGACUCGAGGCGCUCGUUGAUCGCGAGGUCCUUCUUAUCAACCCCCUCAAAUGCGGAACCUCGCUCGGCUCGUCACUCAGGAGGCGCCCGCGCAGGCAAGGCAGCAGCAACAGCAGGAAUAAUGUACCACCUCGCCAAGGGCCUGUACCUGUACGCGACGAGCAAAGAAGAGUACUCCGUCAUCCUCCUCGGCCUCGACAAUGCCGGCAAGACGACCUUCCACGAGCAGGUCAAGUCGCUCUUCCUGCCCCACGCGCCCGAGCCGAAGCUCAAGACGGUCCCGACCGUCGGGCAGAACGUCUCCACCAUCACCCUGCCCGACAUGUACCUCAAGCUCUGGGACGUGGGCGGCCAGCUCUCCCUGCGCAGGCUGUGGCAGAGCUACUACGCCAGCUGCCACGCCAUCGUCUUCAUCAUCGACAGCACCGACAUCGGCGACGGCACCCUCGAGCACGAGAACAGCGGCCGCCUCGAGGAGUGCCGCCUCGUCCUCGAGGACGUGUUGCAGAACUCGGAGACGGAGGGCGUCCCGCUGCUGAUACUCGCCAACAAGCAGGACAGGGAGGACUGCGUCGAGACGAUCCGUAUCAAGGAGGGGCUCGUCAAGAAGGUCAUGGAGGGAGACAAGGCUGGCAGCAUCCGCGACUCGAGGGUCUUGGCCAUGAGCGCCCUCACCGGCGACGGCGUUAGAGAGGCCGUCGAAUGGGUGCGGUCGAGGGUCCAAUGGAACAAGGAGUCCCGGCCCCCCGUCAUGCGGUAGCUGCAGCGGCAAGGCCUCCGUUGCGAUACGAUGAAGCGUUGGGACGAUAUGAACGAGCUACGACUGUGUGUGUAUUAGGAAGGGGGGGCGGGGGGCAGCGAAGAGCGGGCAUUCCGGUGCAUGUCCAUUUUGGCACGGCGUCUUGGAUCAACUGAUAGAUACAUAUUGGACUCGUCACAUUGCGUGGCUGGCACGAGGCACCUCUUGCACGGGUUCCGUCGGGGUUUGCUGCCGCCAGCCAGGAUAGCGUUUUGUUUGGGGGUAUCAUCAUGCCUCAUUUUUGUUCUACCG
Messenger RNA from Purpureocillium takamizusanense, 1136 nucleotides. It is a transcript of the gene ARL3, whose product is annotated as ADP-ribosylation factor protein 3. The transcript has 2 exons. The coding region runs from base 207 to 845 and encodes 212 amino acids. Lineage: Eukaryota; Fungi; Ascomycota; Sordariomycetes; Hypocreales; Ophiocordycipitaceae. Gene Ontology annotation, cellular component: Golgi apparatus. Gene Ontology annotation, biological process: intracellular protein transport; protein localization to organelle; Golgi to plasma membrane protein transport. Gene Ontology annotation, molecular function: GTP binding; GTPase activity. The record is from RefSeq and is a predicted model, not a curated record.